AUGCAGGAAAUGAAAGAGGCUUUCACCAUGAUCGAUCAAAAUAGAGAUGGUAUCAUUGAUCUUGAAGAUCUUAAAGAUAUGUACUCUAACUUAGGUCGAAUUCCCCCAGAUUCAGAAUUAAAUGAAAUGUUGAAAGAAGCCCCCGGUGCCCUCAACUUCACAACGUUCCUUAACUUGUUUGGUGAAAAAUUGAGUGGUACUGAUCCAGAAAACACAAUCAUUGACGCCUUCGCCAUGUUUGAUGAUGAGGCCAAGGGAUGGUUACCAGAAGAAUAUUUGAAAGAUUUACUCCAGAAUAUGGGUGAUAACUUCACACAAGAUGAGAUUAAACAAACGUGGAAAGAAGCCAAUAUAGAAAAAGGUAGAUUUGACUACAAAACUUUCACUGGUUUGAUCAAGGGUAAACAGUCAGAAGAUGAAAUAGCUGCAUAA
Messenger RNA from Lottia gigantea (owl limpet), 432 nucleotides. RefSeq lists its product as hypothetical. The record is from RefSeq and is a predicted model, not a curated record. Gene Ontology annotation, molecular function: myosin heavy chain binding; calcium ion binding. The transcript is spliced from 5 exons. Gene Ontology annotation, cellular component: myosin II complex; cytoplasm. Bases 1 to 432 code for a protein of 143 amino acids. Lineage: Eukaryota; Metazoa; Mollusca; Gastropoda; Lottiidae.